AUGCAGGCCUUUACAAGUAUAAGGAAUAUUAUAUUUAUAAUAAGUGGCGGUGUUUUAACAUUUGUGAUAUUAUUUAUUUUUGCGAAAAGGCAAAUUACUAGAUUUGCUCUAAGGUCUCGUAGAGGGCCUCAUAUACCAAUUGGUGCGGAUGCGAAAAAGAGUUUGAAGAAAGAGAUAGAAAGACGUAUAGAAGCAGUUCCUCGCAUAGUGACAGAACCUCGUCUCCUGAGCGCGGAGCCAUCGCACUACAUCCUAGAGCCGCAGCAGCCUUACCACUACAGAUUCCGAGCAGUGGAUGAUGUUAAGACUUUAGAAGAAGAAAUAGCCCGUCAGGACCCAGGAUUGCGUCGUCGUCCGCGUGAAUCGCUGCGCUCUUUCCUGCUGUCAUCUCUAGCAGCACCACUGGACGGCCGCGGACAGAAGCUGGUGCAUCAGUUCUGUGAUACAUAUGAGUGUGCCCGACAUCAUCCCGCUGAGUUUGGGGAUGAUGAGUACAGAGCUUAUUCGAGAUUGCUGUUGAAGUUAUUGGAUGCCGCUCGGCUGCUGAAGAGCGUGGGCGCGUGCCGCGGCUCGCCGCGCGACAGCCCGCAGCGGCGGCCGGCGCGCCUGCUGCGCCCCGCCGCCAAGCUGCCCGCCGUGCUGCACAACCACUACACCGCGCUAGAGAACAUGCCGGUGGAGUCAAAAAUGGAGGAUGAGAUAAUCCGUGUGCCGGUGCGGAGCCCCACAGAGCCCGCGGCGAAGCCCCCGCCCGACGAGACCGCCGUGUGAGCCCGGCGCGCCCGCCACGACGCCAAGACGCUCUGACGUGGUGCGGCACAGCACAGAACAGAAUACAAACUGGACAUCUAGAAGGAAAUAGUGAUAUAGUGACGUUUGUGAUAGUGUUUUCAAAUAUUAGUGAAGAAGAGAAUUAGAGAUUAAAUAAAUUUAUUUACUUUUUUAAUGUAUGUCCAUGCUGUGUAUAUUCGAUUCAAUUUUUUAUUUAAUCCACUUUUCCUAAUUGUAUAUAUUUUCAAUAAGAAACUGUUGUGUGUUUGUAUAUAUGUGUAAAAUAACAAAUAAACUUACUUUUUUAAUGUAUGUCCAUACUGUGUACAUUCGAAUUAAUUUUAUAGUCUGUGGUAAUUACGAUUGUCAACUGUCAGUGAAAAAUGGGCGCGUCUUGUAAUAAGAAGACUGGAAGAAACCAUUUGCGCAUUGCUACACUCACGCACGAAAUCACUAGGCGUUUCACUUUUAUUUUAUUUAUUACAAACAUAGAUAUUAGAUACAAUAUCAUAAAAAAAAUGAUGAAAAAAUAUAAUAAAGAACAACGACUAUUUGACUAAUUAUGCAAAGUUUAAUUAAAUAGAAACAGUAAAUUAUGAUCUUUUCCCAUACAGAAACUUUUUACACGAUGAACACGGCCGGGUAAAAAUUUUCAUUGGCAACACUGGCCGGGAAACUUGCCGCGCGUCUCACCUCAUCACCUAAUACACCAAUAAAUCGUCCAAUGCCCAGUUGCCGUUAGUUCUUUUUACAUGACGCGAACUAUAGUAUUUAUGUGUGAAGUUAGUGAUUAAUAGAUACAUGUUUCAUCUUAAUAAAUGAAAAAUCUAC
Papilio polytes (common Mormon) is the source of this 1602-nucleotide messenger RNA. RefSeq lists its product as uncharacterized. Lineage: Eukaryota; Metazoa; Arthropoda; Insecta; Lepidoptera; Papilionidae. The record is from RefSeq and is a predicted model, not a curated record. Bases 1 to 771 code for a protein of 256 amino acids. The transcript has 5 exons.